AUGCGGAUCUGGACACUCAAUGUCCCUGUGCCUGUCGACCUGCCUUGGCGGCCACAGGGCUACCCAACACGCUGGCUUCGUGAAUUGAUGUGCCGUUUACACCACAUUGACGACCCCGGUGAGUUCCGGUCUACUCUCUCCUCACCCGGCGGGACUGUGCAGCACGUUCUCUUCGUGCCGAUUGUGCCCACCACACAUCCUACUGCUAGAUUCUGGCUGCUGCACUGGGGAGAUGCGGCUGUGGUUACUUUUGGGCAUACCCCUUUCCAUUGGGAUGUUGUCUCCGCUCAUAUCCGGGCCCUGUUCCCAGGGGGACCUUUGCCAGACCGUUGCCCAGCUCUUUCCUUUGCAGGCCAGUUUUAUCCGCCUGGAGCUCCCUUGCCUGACUUCCCGUCUGGAGCUGUCAUUCAGAUCAUCAUCGGCGCCCUAGCACGAAUACCGGGAGAUGAUGAUCCCUGGAACCCUGACCCGCUAGUCAUUGAUAGCCCCUUCUUCCGACAUGUCCCCAGUCGUGGCCCUGCACUGGAACCGGCCAUCCGGCUUGAUGGGAGUGGCAAUCAACUUGCUGCUGGCGUCUUGCAAACUCCCCUGGUUGAUCAAGGUGUUCAGACUGAUCUCUCAGGUAACGGCACUGGUCUCGACCACGCUACUGUUUCACGGGUUCAUCUGCUGUCCCGUGAACUCUCUUUCCAUACGUCACGACUCUGGGCUGGGCUUGCCGAGCCUGACGCUGAGCCCGUUGGAGACUCCCCCUCCGUUCUGAGGCUUUCCUCCCAGAGCGCUUGCGCUGCUGCCUCGGCCCCGCAUGUCGAUCUGCUUGAUAUCGGAGGUACUUCUGGCAGCCACAAGCUGGCUCUUCCGUCCUCUGUUAGUUGGGUCUUAGUCGGGGCACUUCUUGGUUUUAGGGGGGUUGCGUCCGGGAGCUUUCUUGCUCUUGCAACUGUCAGCGAUGGCUCCAUUAUUUUCCCCCCGCCGGAUUGUUCGGACGAGGAGCAGUCAGAUGGAGAAGGUCCCCCUCCUGUCCAAGCUGAGAACAUGUCUGCCGCUUCUGCUGCACCAGUCCCUUUCACCAUUCCAGCUGGACCUCCUCCACCGGAGCCGGUGAAUGCCCCCUUUCAACCUCGUUUGCGUUAUCUUCGUGCGGCCCGCCCUCUUGAGGAUUAUGCUCUCGGACUUUGGCCCUCCACUCUCGAUCGGGAGCCGGCUGCCGAUGAGGACGUUGUUCGACGGGUCCAAGCCGAUUUGCUUGGACUCCAACGCGGCCUACGCACAUUUGCCGCUGCCAUCCCACUGGGCACGCCCUUUUGUAUCCACAACCCCUUCACUGCCCGCCAGCAAUGUGACAUUGUGGAAUACUCUGCUGGGCCUGAGCUUAAUCCCUUUGUCCUGUUUCAAGGACAUGCACGCAGCCGUGGUUGGGCCGGGAUGGUCUUGCUCAUGCCGCAGCCCGAUGCCACAGCUGUGCACCUAAUUGGCUGCCCCCAGGCGCCGGGCAAUGUCGCGGUGGGUGUCGUCAUUGACGGACGCCUCCUUCCAUGCUGCCUUCCUGCGUGUGUCGCCUGUGCGGCGCUCCAGGCGCUUCAUCUUGACGGCCAGGAAUAUGAUCUCCGACCUCCGGAUGUUCACGAAGAAACCGCUGUUGUCCAAUUUCGCAACGGUGAUUGUCUGGCGGCGGGGCGCCGCCCAUCCCGCCAGCUACCCUCCCAUCAGGAUGUGCAAGCUGCCACCGCAGAAACCCUGGGGGGUGGCACCGAUGAUGCAGCAACGGACACCUGCCACACUCAGGCCUGGGCCCAGUUUCGCAAUGAUGAUCCGGGUUGGGCGGCAGACUACUUUCCGGUCUGGCCAGGGCCUGCAUUCAAUGAACUUUCCGUCGUCCCCGUCGGACAUGAUCCUGCCCUUGUCACCAUUAUGCUUGUCUGGGGAGGUCACCAUCGGGCCACACUCACGCCUCGAACUAUGACGGUUGCGUGGCUGACUUCCUUUGUUGCCCGCCAUAUCAACAGUGAAGUUGGCGGGCUCUCACUUCCCCACGGUUUGGCGGUUUGCGAAUAUUUUGAUAUCCCGCCAGCCGCUUUUCGGUUUCGCAACGGGGACGUCGUUUAUAUCCAUGAUCCCCCAGCUGACCCUGAUGAGCCGUUAGAGUUUGUGGAGCCUUGGCACCUCCAAGACGGACUCGCGGCACACCACGCUCCAUGGGCUGUGGGGUUCCAGCUUAUGUUUCCGAUUUCGGUUCACUUGCUCCGUCCUGAGAAACCACCACUGCUCACGAGCAUUCCGGCUGGCGAAUCUUGGUGUCCUGAGGCAUUUUCAUUUUCGGGGGACUUUAGACACCAAUUUCCGGGCUUUUGGAUGCCGGUCCAGUGGACGAGUGCCCGUGCCCUGCAGCUUAUGGCGGUUAACGAGGUUGCCGCUAAGGUUAAUGUUGUAGCGGCUACUCCUGAAGGGCGGUUGUGCAGAUCGGUCGAUCGUGUUGCGUCUCGUGACAGCCUCGCUGCUCAGCUGAGGUUCUGCCCUGCGACGGUUCAGGUUGGUGGGGUCCCGUCAUAUGCCAUGGAGCAAGCUUGCGAACUCCGCAACGGGGAUGUGAUUUUCGGAGAAUUCGCUCGCGGUGCCUGUGCGACUGCCUCCUGUCGCCUAGGUUGGUGGUUGGGAACUGCAUUUGCUUUCUCACAGCUGCCCAUGGCACGCCAGUUCUUGCUUGUCCUUGCUGUUGGCCUCAUGCAUGGUGGCCAGUCUUCGAGCCUCGGGGCCGGUGCUCUGUUUUUCUUGCCGUCAGCGGCGGCCAUGAUUCAACGGGCACCUGCAGGCCCCUUGGCAACCCCGGCUAUCCCUGCUGCCACUGUUAACCGAGUCACCCUCACUUUGGCCAAUCCCUUUGCGCCCUGGCAACGCGUUGAAGUUGACCCCAGUAAUGCCUUUGAGGAUGUCAUCGCGGUGGCAGUCCGGCUUUUCCAGUCGGACCCUUCAGCGGGGCCACGUGAGACGCCCGUCUUCCUGACCUGGGGAGCUGCACAUGCCGCCUCAGCAUGGCAUUCUGACUUUAUUGUCGCUCACGCCUCCUGUGUGCUGCUGUGGUCACCCAGCCGACCCACUCGGGUCGCUCUCCUCCGACACCAAGCGCGGUGGAAUGCUGCAGAGGCCACCGUUUGCCAACACGAGGAGGCCUUGGGAGUCCACCGUUGGGCGCCCUGCCACGGUGUGUCGAGAUUGACAGAGGCGCUGCACAUGACCUUUACAUUCAAGGGUUUUCCCUCCGCCCCGCCUCCAGUCAGGCUACUGAGGAAGCCAGUGUACGCGACGGCGAUUGGUGGGUUCAUUCCCUUGCAGCUGGAUUGUUUGGCCGUCGGCUACCUGCGCUGGCCAGACUUCUGCUCCUUGUGUAUGGUUUCAGUGGGAUGCCGCCUCGGCGGAGUCGCUCCCGUGAUCGGGACAGCUCUCACCGCCAUUUUCCUGCGCGAGUCGAUUUCAGCAGUGGUGAACCUUAUGUCCUGCAGGCGGGGUGGCAGCCUGAUUGUACUGACGGUCAGCUUUGUUUUGCCCGCUGCUUUCCAGGUCCAAGGACCAUGGUCCCUGUUUGAAGCUGUUGGGUCCCGACACUGUGGUGCCUGGGCAACCCGCUUCUUCCCUGUCCGUGCGGCGUUUCCGUUCGCCCAAGUUACGCUUGCCCCGGUUGCUCCUUUCGGGAUGGCUAGUGUAGUCUUCCACACCCUUAGUGGCACAGCCGUUGCCUUAGCGUCGGUUGAUGCGUCGCUCGAGGACAUUCAGCGGUUGGCCGCCCGCCUCAUUCCCAGCACACGAUUUUGGGUUGUCAUUCCGCCUCCUUCCAUCCGCGCCGCUCACAUGCACACACACAUCCGCCUUCGCAACGGCGAUGCGUUUGGCUUUCUGCCUGACUCUACUCAACCCGGUUCUACACGGUUCCCUGCUCUGCACUACCCAUCCCUUGAUAGGGCGCGGCAGGUUGCCAGCUGGUCGUUGUCUUUCAGGUUCGACACAGGCGGCCCCGUCACCCUGUGGACAACCUCCAGCCGUUUUGGCCAGCUGGUGUAUGUACGCGACAAUGCGUAUUGGGAUCCUCUAGGCCCCACAUUUCGAAGCUUAGGUGGCGAGACCCUAACGGGCUCCUGGGUACCAGUCCUUACGGGUGACCUGUCGGACCUGCAUCUAAUGUCCCGCACCUCAAUUUCUGAAGCGCAUGUGCUCUUUCUCCUGCCGCCAGAGCCGACACCGGUGGGGGUCUUCCUAGCGGGCUGCAACACCCAUCGCAUCCCUUUGGGAUGGCAACUGUUACCUGCCAUUCGUUAUGUGCGUGCUGGUAGCACGUUGCGGGACGGGGACGUCUUGGUUAUUGCCCCGAAUGCUGAUCUUGUUUGGGACCCCUUCAGCACACAGCCUCCCAGUCUAGAUGAUGCUCAGCCGCAGCGUGCCCAGCACACCUGGCAUCAACCUCUGACCUCUGCCUCGCCUGGCUCCACGGUUCUGCUUGGCGCUCUCGCGGUUUCGGUUGGUCGCGCUCCCUGGUGGUUAGGGCUAGCCCUCGGGGUUGUGCUGGGGUCUAGCAUGGUGCCUUCUUACGAGCUCCUCGAUCCGCCCAUCCGAGUUGGGCUGUACCCAUGGCGCGCACGUCCAGGUGAAGGCGACCUUCUCGAUCUUUCGGCCCGACCUGAAUUGGAUAUUGUUUUGCUUAGUCCUUUCACAGGGCCUCGGGAGGCAGGUCGUCUGUAUACCUCCGCUUCCGUUACUGAGCUUAACACAUUGAUGCAGGCCUGUGAGCCGGCCUGGGGUGCCGACGUUGCGCCCGUCUGGCCGACAGCCGCCCUUCCAGCCUUGUUGGUCGUGCCGCGUCCCCCUGAUCCCAGCCUCGUGUGCCUGGCGGUGUCCUCUUUGGAUCGGCAUUUCUCUGUCUUGAUCCCCUGCUCCUCCACUCUGUCAUGGUUGGGGGAGGCUCUCCGUUUUCUUCAGCCAUUACAGGCGCUCUCCCUGCGGGCGCCUAGUUCCUUGGCCGCGUCGACGCCUCCUGACGGCGUUAUCAGAUGGCGUUCGGGUGAUCUUGUUGUUGCCCUGCCUCCGGCAGCCUUCGAGCCUACUUACCAGCCCCCGUGCUUCCACACUGAUGCGCAGGUUCGGCAUUGUGCUGUCUGGGCAGUCGAUUUUUCGGUCUCUGUCCGGACAAAUUUUAUACUUUGGCGCCCCGGGGUCCGUGCAAUCCGGGGACAUGCACCCGAAGGGGCCCAGUGGCGGGCCCUCGACUUUACGUUUGCUGGGGAAUUCUGUCAACACUAUCCUGGGCGCUGGGUGCCGGUACCAUGGAUUGCCCAAGACCAUGCCCAUUUAGUUGUGGUGUCCGAGGACCCGACAUACGUCAAUGUUGUCAUUGAAGCUGACGGUAAGUGCUGGUGUGCCCCAGUAACUGCAGCGACGGACGCCUGGCAGUUAUGGAAUGAUGUGCCCUCCAUCUCCACUCAGCCACGAGUCCUGGGUCUUUCACACCAGGAACUGCGCCAAGGCACUGUCCUUCGCAAUGGUGACGUUGUGUCAGAAGCUCCCCAGGGCGCCCUACCUUCAGGUGGCGUUCAGGCUCUCCUCGCUUUCUUUCUCUCUGUCCGCUUUCUACCAACUUUCCCGAGCUCCUUGGUUCUGAUUGCUGGCUUGUUUUUCGGCUGGCAUAAUGAGGCCGCCGGUGCACGUCACCUUACCCUCGCGGUUGGCCUCGCUGCCACCGGGCAGGGUCAUGUUGGGGCAGUUAGGAUGUCUGACACACCCUAUCCUGCAGGGGAAUGUCACCGCCUCUGGGAGCCCUCCGGCUCUGUGUCAGGGCCGUUCUUUGGUCCCGUUGAUCGUCCGCCUGAGGAGUUGCGUCAUGCCGCUGUUGCGUGGUCUGAUUUUACUCAAGUCCGGCCACCUCAAGAUCCUCGCAUAGUGGAUUGGGUGCCCGUCCCUUCGGAUCCUCUCUUCGUUGUUGUCCUGCUCCAGUGCCCGCCUGCGACUCGAGCCGCCAUCUUGCCAGCCACGUGUCACGCUGCAGACCUUACUCGAGCUUGUCGACGGUCGGUCCCUGAUUUAGCUUGUGUCUUGGCCUCGCCGGAAAUCUGGUGUGGCACUGCCACUUCCUAUACCCCAACUCUUUUCCUUCGGUCUGGGGACGUGCUGACCCUGGCAUGUGCCGGCUGGGCUCCACGUUUGCGCUCUCCCAGCGGCCGCUAUUGGGAUACCUUCUAUCAGGCCCGUAAAUUUGCCUUUUGGGGUAGCCCCUUUCAGAUCCGCCUGCCGGGCCUCUUGUUUGCGUGGUCGGCCGGUGAUCCUGUUCCCUUGACGGUUCAUACCGUUCAAAAUGAAGUGUGGGACCCGGAACACUGCACAUUCCGACCCUCUUUGGCCCGGUACAGUGUUGCCCGUUGGAUCCCGGCUGCCCGUUGUGAUCUGCUUGGCCUCCACCUUGUCCCGGAGAGCCUUAACCCGCAUCGUGCACAUGUUCUGCCCACGCAACCACCUCUUCGGUUGCUGGAGGUCUCCCGUUACAGCACACAAGGGGCAUCCUUUGGGGCUUUCCCCUUCAGUGACACCCUUGUCUUACCGGGUGUUGCUCAUGGUGCGAUGUCGUGGCCCGCUCUGCUCUUUGACAUCUAUGGGCGAGCUUGGGGGGCGGGUCAUCAUUAUGCCGGCCUGGCCGCUCAUUACUUGGCUAGGCACUUGCUGGUGAGCAUGCCUCCCACGCAAUCCAAUCUCGUUGCACCACCCAUUUCCGGCAUGUGCCCGGACAUGCCGGUGCCCUGGUUAAUGAGAUUGUCGAUGCCCUUGCCGGUUAUGGUGCAAUGCAUCCUUGGUAUGCUUCCCCUGGGUGGUGCCGGCUGCCUGGGACGUUCGGGACCACCCUUGCUCAAUGCGCACCGUUUCUCUGGCUACUUCCGUCCGCGCAGCUGGGCCCUGCUGGCCUCUUUUGGGAAUCCCCGGCGUGGGGGGCACCCAGGGCUUGUGCAAGCCAACAUUCAGACUAUUAAGGACGUCGCUGAAUCCUUCUUUAACCGGGAGGGUCAUGGGCAGCGUCGCAUCUACAUUGCUCAACAGCUCCAAUCCCUAGAUGUUCACGUUGCCUUCUUACAGGAGUGCCGUAGCCGGCCAGGACGCUGGUCCUCACAUGGUUUCCUCAGCUUCCGCUCCGGCGCAGAAAAGGGUAUGUUCGGCGUUGAGAUCUGGGUUAGACCUGAUGUUGUGUCACCCAAGCUCGAUCUCGAUGACUUUCGCAUCCGGUUUGCCAGUCCGCGGCUGCUGUUAGUACAAUGUCAACGUUCGGACUUUCCGGUGACCCUGGUCGCGGCUCAUGCACCGCACGCUGAACGCCCGGAACAUGAAAUUCGGCGCUUCUGGCAAGACCUGCGGGUCCAGCUUCUGCCAGCAUGUAAUCGGGGAGUCGUCCUGGCAGGCAUCGAUGCAAAUGCUGAUUUUGUGGGACGUGAUGAAGAAGAGGUUCUGGUCGGUGACUUACUGUCCCUCCGACCGGCUCGCUUGGCCGAUGACUUGCUUCUUGCCUGCCUGCAUGACACCUCUCUUGCUGCCCCUGGUACUUGGGCUGAAACCCAUUCCGGCCCUUCAUGGACCUGGCAGCAUACCGGCGGUAAGGUCCAACGGCUUGACCACCUGCUUGUCACUGGUGGUGUCGUUGUUCGUGGCCAUCGCCAGUUCCCUGAACUUGACAUCCUGAACGGGGAGGCGCGAGAUCACAUGCCCAUUACGGCAUGUGUCGAGAUAUGGGGGAAGACCGGACGCCGUGUUCAUCAAAGGUGUCCCUACCCACCCACAUGCGGUGACCUUGUCUCGCAGCAUGUUUGGGACACGCUUGCCCGCUCCGGUCCAGGAUCUGGCUCCACUAAAGUCCGUCAGUUAUGCACUGCGCACGAUGCAGCUGUCCGACUGCUACCGGCGAGACCUCCGUUGUGCCGGCGCCAACCCUACCUCUCAGAUACGGCUGCCGGUCUCCUUGACACCCUUCGUGAUGCCAGAGCUGAGUUACGUCGUCUCGCUUCUCUUCAGCGACAGCAGCUCUGUGCACUUGCCUUCCAUGCUUGGCACGGUCGGCCACCACCAGCUCCUGCCCGGCGCUGGGAACGCCACCAGGUGCAGAUGCUCGUGGCCCACUUUGCGCAUGUCUGCUUCAAACUGCGAGCUCAGGCUCAUGCCCAGGCCCGGAUUGACAAACAGGCCUAUUUUGAAUCCCUGCUAGUCGGAGCUAUCGAUCACUGGCAUGCCACGGGUCGCCCUCUUGAAGCUGUCUCCAAGCUUUCAUGGGCGUCCAAAGGAGCUAAGCAGAAGCGCGAUGUGCGGGCCGCCAGUGGCUUCAAUAUCGAUGCUGAACUGCAGUUACAGUUCCAACAACAAGAAGGAGGACGCCCCGUGUCGAGCGCGCAACUCAACAGCGCUUUUGCCAAAUGGGCUGACACUGCCCGCCCAGUUUGCCCGGCAGCGGUCCCUUCCCUUCUGGACGUUGAACACAUGUGCCGUUCCCAGAAGAGAGGCAAGGCCCCUGGGCCGGACCACAUCCGUAAUGAGGUCUGGAAAGCUUGCCCCGACAAAGCUGGACGAUGGUUAUGGCCGAUUUGGCUUCACCUCGCGUGGGGAGAGGCUGAGCCCCUUCAUUUCAAAGCCUCCAUUGUUGGAGCCCUUCAUAAGAAAGGCCCGGCCCACCUGCCCUCCAAUUUCAGAUCUAUUGCCAUGCUUAAUGGUGUUGCGAAACUUUGGCACUCUCAGUUGCGAGCUACGCUCGGUCAGGAAAUCAUUGCUCAUUACUUCCCCACACAGCUCGGCGGGCGGCGUGGGGUCGAUACUGGACUUGCGCUGGGCGUCUUUCGCUCGGCGGUUGACCUCGCCACUGUACGCCACCGAUCAUGGGCUGCCUUGUUUGUUGAUAUCCAAGCAGCUUACUAUGAGGCUGACCGUAUUCUGCUCUUUGAGGGGCGUGACCUCGAUGAAGCGUUGCAAGGGCUGCGCCUGCCGGAACACGUCCACGGACUCAUCCGAGAUGGGGUCCUCUCUGGUUUAGGUGUUCCGCCUGACCAGAUCGCCCUGCUCAGGGAUUGCGUUGAAUGCUCCUUCUGGAGGUUGGUCGGUCAGCCUCAGGCUAUUCUUGCCAGCCGUGGAUCUCGGCCGGGUGACGGUUUGGCCGAUGUUCUCUUUGGCGCGCUCUUUGCAGUCAUCCUUCAAUGCCUUCACCACGCACUCCGCGCUGAAGAUAUUGUGCAUGCAUCCACCUCAGAUGCGUUGGGGAACCCUGACACCGCGCUUCAAAUUGCUUGGGCAGAUGACCUUUGCCUGCUUGUCGAUUUCCUGCGGGCUACCUGGGCCGUCUCUAAACUCCAGCGCUUGUGCUCGAUUGUCUUGCAAGUCUUCGAGGCUUUUCGCUUUCGGGUGAACCUGGGAGCCGGUAAGACUGAGGCCCUAGUCCACCUCCAAGGACCGGGGGCUAAUGAGGCCAGGAAGGAACUCCUGUCGCCCGUUCCUCAGCUCCACCUCACUGAUGGGCGGUGCAUUCGGGUUGUACCCGAGUAUAAGUACCUCGGGGUUGCGCAACGUUGCCGGGAUACCGGCCGCCGUGACAUCGAAGCCGCAGCAUCCCGAGGCAACGCCAUUUGGACCCAGUCUGCUGGCCUCGUGCAUUCUGACCAUCUACCUUGGGUCCUGAAACUUGUGUGGCUCCAGGGGCGUACACUCCCCGCGGCCUACUCAUCCCUCGCCACUACGCUUGCGCAUUGUGAGCGAGUGUGGGGGCCUCUUCAAGGUUUCCUUGAUAAGUGCCUGCGCCAACUUGUCGGCGCCUGGGACGCCGGCCACCAUGUUGCCUCCGCUCAACUGCGGGCGUGUACGGGAGUGCUUGAUGUCGAGUGUGCCACUCUCAUUGCUAGAGUCCGUCUUCUCUGUCGCAUUGUGUCAGGCCGUUCGGCCGAGGUUUUUGACCUCUUUCAAGCCAGUUGGGAUCGCGGUGGAGAGUGGUCCUCACUCCUUGCUGACGCCGUCCGCAAGGUCUGGCCUGCUUGUGGCCUUCCAGACCUACGUACUGGGGAGCCUACCUUGGAAGGGAUCCGCCGGCAUUCCAAAGCCAUUUUGGCUGCAUGUCGCAAGAUCAGCCGUUCUGGGACGAUGCUCCUUGCGCUCCACCGCGCUUGGAAUAGCCGUCAGACCCCUUCUCCCAAGAAGAUCAUCGGGGUUGCGGCCCCACAUGUUUGCCCCGAGUGUGGGGUGACCCUGCCCUCGGCCCAUGCUCUUGCGGCACACCUUCACCGUCUGCACGGGCGUGUCGCACUCUGUACCCAGUAUACACUUGGCACCGUGUGCCUCUGGUGCCUCAUUGAAUUUCAUAACGCCGCGCGCCUCCGCUAUCACUUGCUCAACUCGCCUGCGUGUGAGCAUGGCUUACGCUGUUGUGUCGGGCCCGUCUAUGUGUAUGGGUCCGGCACCAAGCGUCGCGGCCAGCAAGGGCAUGCUCGGGCGCCGGUUUUUCGUCUUACUGGGCCAUGUAAUGCCACUCCAUCCCAGCGACGGGCUGCCGAAGAAGACAGAAACUGCACUGCAGAGGAGCUUGCUGCUGAGCUCCAUGCCUUGGCGCCUGGCCCUGGAUUUGCUGAAGGCGCAAGGUCUUCACCUGUUGUCCCUUUCCGUCGGGCUACCGAUCCGGCUGAGGGAACCCCUGUCCCUCCUACCGGUUGUGCACCAGUCGCUGUUGGCUUCCCUGCGGUUGCACAUGCUGCCUUCGAUGGUGUGAAACCCCCUAUUGAGGCAUCCUCGCCUCUCUCGCCUCUCUCCCCGCAUCCUCCCCCUCUUGCGGUGCCGGCUCAGGUUUCUGCUUGUCUACUCUCGGCCUUUUUCUUCGAUGAGUUUCCUGACGAUUGCGAACUUCGAGUCCCGUCCUGUCGCUGGUCUGGUCUUGCGCCAGGUCUCUGGUGUCUUCCUUGCAGUUGGAAUUGGUGUUGGCGCCUCUUUUGCGCUUUCGACAUGCGUCACCCUUGGUCUGGUGAUGUGUGGCGCCUGUCGGCCUUUCUUCGUCGUGAGGAGCGCCCCUCUGCCCUUCCACGGCUACGUGGCCCUUCUGGAUUUGGCCAAGCUGCAGCAAGUCGCAUCCUUUUUCUGCGUCGGAUGUUGACUUUCCUUCAUCUCAUUCGCCAGCUUCAGCUCGGCGCUGUUCUUUGGAGCGCUCAGCCCCUCCCCGGUGCCUUUUGGGAAUUGCUGGGCCGUGUUGCCCCUGCUGCGGUCGGCGCUUCGGCGGUCUCCGUGCUCGGCUUUGGUUCGGUUGUCAGCUUGCCUGGGGUCGUCCCCUCGGCGCUUGCUGCCCUCUCUGCCGGCUGCCUCGCUACCGCUCUGCCGCGUCGCCUCGCCUUUCCGCAUCAGCUCCUUUCGGCGGGCUGA
Symbiodinium sp. CCMP2592 is the source of this 11394-nucleotide messenger RNA. NCBI's taxonomy places the organism in Eukaryota, Dinophyceae, Suessiales, Symbiodiniaceae. The record is from the annotation of a GenBank genome assembly.